CCGGCGGGGCAGGGAGCUCGAGCCCCAUGCGCCGCCGUCCCCCAGGACGAUGUUCCCCUCCCGGAGGAAAGCGGCACAGCUGCCCUGGGAGGAUGGCAGGUCCAGGUUGCUGCCUGGUGGCCUCCCCCGGAAAUGCUCCAUCUUCCAUCUCUUCGUUGCCUGUCUCUUACUGGGCUUCUUCUCCCUACUCUGGCUGCAGCUCAGCUGCUCUGGUGAUGUGAACCGGGAAGCCAGGGGACAAGGGCAAGAGACCCUAGGUCCACCGCGGGCCUGCCUCCCAGAGCCACCUCCUGAGCACUGGGAAGAAGAUGCAUCAUGGGGCCCACGCCUGGCAGUGCUGGUGCCCUUCCGUGAACGCUUUGAGGAGCUCCUGGUCUUUGUGCCCCAUAUGCACCACUUUCUGAGCAGGAAGAAGAUCCAGCACCACAUCUACGUGCUCAAUCAGGUGGAUCAUUUUAGGUUCAACCGAGCAGCACUCAUCAAUGUGGGCUUCCUGGAGAGCAGCAACAGCACGGAUUACAUUGCUAUGCAUGAUGUGGACCUGCUCCCCCUCAACGAGGAGCUGGACUAUGGUUUCCCUGAGGCUGGGCCCUUCCACGUGGCCUCCCCGGAGCUCCACCCGCUCUACCACUACAAGACCUACGUGGGUGGCAUCCUGCUGCUCUCCAAGCAACACUACCAGUUGUGCAACGGAAUGUCCAACCGCUUUUGGGGCUGGGGCCGUGAGGAUGACGAAUUCUACCGGCGCAUCAAAGGAGCUGGGCUCCAGCUUUUCCGCCCCUCAGGAAUCACAACUGGGUAUAAGACAUUUCGCCAUCUGCAUGACCCAGCCUGGCGGAAGAGGGACCAGAAGCGCAUUGCAGCUCAAAAACAGGAACAAUUCAAGGUGGACCGGGAGGGAGGCCUGAACACUGUGAGGUAUCAAGUGGAUUCCCGCACGGCCCUGUCUGUGGGCGGGGCCCCCUGUACUGUUCUCAACAUCAUGUUGGACUGUGACAAGGCUGCCACUCCCUGGUGUACAUUCGGCUGAGUUGGCGAGAUAGUAAGGAAGCCCUUGCCUACAGGCCCCACUGCUCCUUAGGCUCAGAAGAAAACCUCAGGCCUUGGAUCCAGCUCCCGGAGGAUAUGGAAUGACCUGUGUUUGCAGCUGCCCGGCCUCCAGAGGCAGGCUUGAGCUGUUCCUGGGACACUACUGGCAAUAAACAGUGAUCAGAGAGAGGCUGGAAAGUGGCUCCUGACUGGAACUGUCCACCCAGCCUUCCUGCUUGUCCCACUCUGCCUUCCUUUACAGGCUGAGGCCUGCAGGCAGUGGGGGAGGGCUGACAGGACAACCUUGAAUCACCCUCACUUUUGUUCCUUCCCACUCAGCUGCCUCAUGCAGAGAUACAGUUUAGAAGCCAUACUGCUGAUAGAGGCAGCAGCUGUGAUUGGGAGGCUUAGAACUUCAGAAACCAGAGCACAAGCCCCACAGAAAGGAGCACCAGUUGCUUAUCACCAUGCAGGAAUGGGGGGGCCUGCUCUCACCACGUGACUUUUCAAAAGAAACCAGAAAGCUGGAUUCUUAAGUGAAAUCUCCUGAUUUUUAAAUGAU
Molecule: messenger RNA, 1591 nt
Organism: Castor canadensis (American beaver)
Lineage: Eukaryota; Metazoa; Chordata; Mammalia; Rodentia; Castoridae
Gene: B4galt7
Product: beta-1,4-galactosyltransferase 7
Biological process (GO): proteoglycan biosynthetic process; carbohydrate metabolic process
Cellular component (GO): Golgi apparatus
Molecular function (GO): xylosylprotein 4-beta-galactosyltransferase activity
Source: RefSeq, a predicted model, not a curated record